This is a messenger RNA of Malus domestica (apple), 819 nucleotides long. RefSeq lists its product as uncharacterized. The record is from RefSeq and is a predicted model, not a curated record. NCBI's taxonomy places the organism in Eukaryota, Viridiplantae, Streptophyta, Magnoliopsida, Rosales, Rosaceae.
CUUUUACUAGUUAGAUUCUUGAAUCCACGACGCUCGAGCAGCAGGCAGCAUCUAGAAGCCAAAACAUUGCGGCCUCCAACGUCCCCCGCCAAAAAAAAAAUGGAAACGCGUGGGGAGGAAACCCUAUAAAAUGAGCGCGCGACAUGGAGAUCCUUUUGGCGUGGGCUUCCGGUGGUUUGGGUGGGGAAAAUCGACUUUUCAAUGGGUGGCUUUCUCAGUCGAUCGGUGGAGCUCGUGAAUGCGACGAGUCCGGGUGUGGUUCUUGAGAUAACGGAGGUGGAGGGCGAUGAAAGGCGGGGCAGGCUGAUUGAUAGGCUCGGACCUGGGGAGAGCAGAGAGAUCAAGGGCAGCAAGUUCAUAAACCGAAGCUUAAGUUCUCGUAUUCAUCGGAGCAUUCAUGUCACCGCCGUGCUUUCCGGCGGUGAAACGGCGAGAAUGAUCUUUCGGGCUAACUAUUUUGCUGAGAACGGGAAGGUGAUAUUCCGGCUAGUGGGCGAGGAACUGAGGGAUGACCCAGUAGUGAUCCCCAAUCUCCGUCGCUUGAGGUUCUUCUUCUGUGUUGGAGGAAGUUAAGCAACAUUUGUGUAUCGGAGUUGUUAAAUUCGUUGUGCUUGAGUCAAGCCAGUGUCAAAACUCAGGAAUAUGACUCAAUGUCAAAACUCAGGAAUACCAGCUUAAUCUUGAGUUGUAAUUUGUAAAGAAACCUGUAUUGUUUGAAGGAAUCUGUAUUCUAAGACUUAAUUGCAUGGUGAAAACAAUGCCGUCUUGUAAAAUUCAGUGUUUUAAUAAUGUGCAGUUACAAAACGAUUUUAGCUCUUA